AUGGUGAACAUCUAUUCAGUUGCCAUCUCAAAACCAUACACUAUAACAGCUUCAGGUGAUGGAUACUUGAAAUUUUGGUCAAAUCAUAUAACAGAAACAGACACUGCAAAAGAGAAUGUUAAAGAAGUAUUUGUACACAAGACAGGGUUGCAUCAUGUUGCUGUUUUCGAAGAUUUUGUUGAUACAACUAGAAUUGGAUUAGUUGCAACUGUUUCAUUUAGUGGUGAAGUGUUUUUUUACAUUAUAAAUCAAACCGAUGGUUCUAUAUCACCAAUUGAUGUUCAAUUGAAUGGUAAAGGUAAUAGAGAUUCAUACUGGGCUAUUCAAUUCUCGAAAGAUGAAGAAAGUAAAUCACAUAAAUUUGGUGCUACACAAGCAACAGGUGUAACUAAAAUAUGGUCAUUUACAAUAGAUUCAUUAACAUCUGCAACUUUCACAAUUCAUGGUGAAAUAAAACCACAAACCAAAAAUUUUGCAACAAGUUUAGAUAUUUCAUAUAAUAAAUCAUUAUUAGCUACUGGUUUCAAAAAUGGUGAUGUGGUUUUAACUCAAACUGAAACUUCUAAACCUGUUUAUACUUUCCAUAAUUUUGGUUUAAAAGGUUCAUCACAAAGUUCUUCAACUAUUCGUUCUGUUAAAUUCUCUCCAUUGGGUACAUUAUUAGCCGUCGCAAGUGAUUCAGGUUCAUAUGGUACAAUAACUUUAUAUGAUACUAUAUAUGGUGAAAAUGUUGGUAAUUUCACAAUCCCAUCACAUUCAACUCAAGUUCAUGUUGGUGCUUAUGCACAUGAAGGUUGGGUUUUUGAAAUUGAUUUUAACGAAACAGGUGAAUUAUUGGUAAGUUCAGGUUAUGAUGGUAAAAUUCGUGUAUGGAAUGUUACAACUCGUGAAAGAGAAGCUACUAUUGCAUUAAGUAUUACAGAUUAUGAUGAUGAUGAUAUCCCAAUUGAUGAAAAUGCAACUAGUGCCGCUGUGGGUGUUAAAUUUAUUGAUAAAGGUAUUAGAGGAGGUGCUGGUGGUGAUAGUAAUGAUGGAUUAGCUAUAAUAUCUUUAGAUAGAGGUAUUCGUUGGUUUAGAGAAGCUGGUGGUAUAUAA
Hansenula ciferrii is the source of this 1095-nucleotide messenger RNA. RefSeq names its product SKI complex subunit WD repeat protein SKI8 (gene SKI8). Gene Ontology annotation, molecular function: protein binding. The record is from RefSeq and is a predicted model, not a curated record. The transcript has 2 exons. Gene Ontology annotation, cellular component: Cdc73/Paf1 complex. Bases 1 to 1095 code for a protein of 364 amino acids. NCBI's taxonomy places the organism in Eukaryota, Fungi, Ascomycota, Saccharomycetes, Phaffomycetales, Wickerhamomycetaceae.